Cinclus cinclus is the source of this 1019-nucleotide messenger RNA. RefSeq names its product TLE family member 5, transcriptional modulator (gene TLE5). The record is from RefSeq and is a predicted model, not a curated record. Gene Ontology annotation, cellular component: nucleus; transcription regulator complex. The transcript is spliced from 7 exons. The coding region runs from base 139 to 570 and encodes 143 amino acids. Gene Ontology annotation, molecular function: protein binding; transcription corepressor activity. Gene Ontology annotation, biological process: regulation of DNA-templated transcription; negative regulation of canonical Wnt signaling pathway. Lineage: Eukaryota; Metazoa; Chordata; Aves; Passeriformes; Cinclidae.
GGGCGGGGCGGCCGCGGGGCCGGGGCGGCCGGACCCGUGCGCGGACAAAGGCGGCGUGCGGCGCGGGGAGCCGCGGCGGGGGCGGGCGGGCAGGCGGCACCGGGCCGCUCCGUGCGGUGGACCGAGCCGUAACCUGACAUGAUGUUUCCACAAAGCCGGCACUCGGGCUCGUCUCACCUGCCUCAGCAGCUGAAGUUCACGACCUCCGACUCCUGCGACCGCAUUAAGGACGAGUUCCAGCUGCUGCAGGCCCAGUACCACAGCUUGAAGUUGGAAUGUGACAAACUAGCCAGUGAGAAAUCGGAGAUGCAGCGUCACUACGUCAUGUACUACGAGAUGUCCUACGGGCUGAAUAUUGAAAUGCACAAACAGGCUGAAAUUGUCAAGAGGCUAAAUGGGAUUUGUGCACAGGUUCUGCCCUACCUUUCACAAGAGCAUCAGCAGCAAGUCUUGGGAGCCAUUGAACGAGCUAAGCAGGUCACGGCGCCAGAACUGAACUCCAUCAUCCGCGUGCUCUUGGUCUCGUCGCAUCGCCCUGGCCCCGUGUCCCCCGUGCCCCUCCUGCACUAAUACCAGGCCGGCGCCUUGCUGUUCUGCAUGUACCUGUUCUCGACCAGCUCUGGCUGCCAGGGGCUUUACCCUGGGCUGGAGGGGGAGCCUGUGCCACCUGCUGCCCCUCAGCACAGCAUCCGGCUCUGGGGGCCCAGGUGUCUGGGCAGAGGGGGCAGGCAGACCGAGAGCCUUCCCCGGCCCUCCCCCUCCCUGUGCCCCUGCCCUGUGUAGAGGAUACAGCAGCUUUCUCUGUUCUUAUCUCCGUGCGCUAGCGUGUCUUCUUAAAAAACAAAAAUGGAAAAAAAAUAAUAAAUAAUAAUCUGGUGUUUGUAUAUAGUUCUUUAGAAAGAUCUUGUUUUGCUUUUUGUGUUUAAUCACUUGACCUAUAAUAAGAGGAACUGAAAAUGCUGUAUCAAGGACGUACAAGCUGUGCCUUUCAAAUAAAGAAAUAAGAAGGUUGGUUAAAA